This is a messenger RNA of Pimephales promelas (fathead minnow), 6374 nucleotides long. RefSeq lists its product as uncharacterized. The record is from RefSeq and is a predicted model, not a curated record. Gene Ontology annotation, molecular function: GTP binding. Lineage: Eukaryota; Metazoa; Chordata; Actinopteri; Cypriniformes; Leuciscidae.
CGAGCUUCCACGUUCAGCGCUUUGUUCCGCUCUACUGUCGGUCCAUGCAUAUAGGAAGCGAAUCGAUUAUGCUUGAAAGAUAGUGAGGCGUAAAACGAUGCCAAUGUAAAACAACACAGCUCAAAACCAAGAGCAAAAGGAGAACGAAGACAGGCAGACGAGGAUGGAGGAACAGAAGGAGGAUCCCUCGUUCUUGGACAGGAGGCCGCAGACGGUCGAGGCGAAUGGAGGAAGUCUUAGUCACCAGCCGUCUCCUCUUCCUGAACUGCGUGUGGUUUUACUCGGCCGCAAAGGUGCCGGGAAGAGCUCAGCUGGAAAUACCAUCCUAAGCCUGGCAGGAGGGUUUGAGACGAAUAAACCGACCGAGGAGUGUGUGAAGAGGCGUGCCGACGUGGAGGGAAGGCGCGUCACGGUCGUGGACACACCAGGAUGGGAAUGGUACUAUCCGGGGAACGGGACUCCCGGUUGGGUGAGGAGAGAAACCAAGCGAAGCAUGUCCUUGUGUCCGCCCGGCCCUCACGCCGUUCUUCUAGUGGUGCGAUCCUGUACGUCAGUGACCGCCGACUACCAUCAGCAGAUCGAGGAGCACCUGGAGCUUCUGGGAAAAGCGGUGUGGGAUCACACACUGGUGCUGUUCACACGCGGGGACGAACUGGGCUCCAUUCCCAUCGAACAGAGGAUUCGAAACGGAGGCAAGGCCUUCCAGAGGCUCCUGGAACGAUGUGGGAACCGAUUUCACGUUCUGGAGAACAAGAGGCGCCUCGAUGAUGGAUCGCAGGUGAAGGAACUGAUGAGGAAGUUGGAUGAGCUGGUCGGAGAGAGAGGAGGGAGAUAUUAUGAGAUGGAUGUGCUGCUUCUGGAGCUGGAGGCGGAGAGUAAACGGAGGGCGAGAGAAAGGAGGAAGAAACAGAGGCUGAUGGAGGCGCAGACGCACAGAGGAACCAUCAGAGCCGUGCUGACGAACGAUAACACUCAAACUGAAGACAUGGAUGAGAGGAAUCUCUUCUCCAGAGGUUCACGGCGUCUCCCGGAGCUGAGACUGGUUCUGCUGGGAGAGAGAGAGACGGGGAAAAGCUCGGCUGGGAACGCCAUCCUCGGAGGACCCGGACACUUUCAAAGCGGAGAGGCGACGGAGGAGUGUUCGAGACAGCAGAUGGAAGUUUCUAACAGACUGGUGACGGUGGUGGAUGUGCCUGGAUGGGAGGGCGGACCGGAGGGAACAACUCCUGAGAGAGUGAAGCGAGAGAUUGGAAUGAGUGUGAUGUUGUGUCCUCCCGGACCUCAUGCGUUUCUUUUGACAUUGCGCGUGGAUGCGUUUGUCCAAGCCCAGCCGGUGCGGGAGCACAUGGAGCUUCUGGGGGAGGCGGUUUGGAGACAUACGUUGCUUCUGUUCACGAGGGGCGACCAGCUGCGAGAGGGAGUCACCAUUGAGCAGCACAUACAAGGAGGAGGAAAGGAACUUCGCUGGCUGGUGGAACGAUGUUCAAAUAGGUUCCAUGUCAUCAGCAGCAAUUCUAAUUUGGAACCUCGGAAUUCCAAAACACAAAUAACGGAACUUCUGGAGAAGAUUGAAAAGAUGGCGGCGGUAAAUCGAUGCGAGGCCUUCUCCCCGCUAGUGCAUGAGAUUCAAGAGCUGGGAAGACAAAAAAACGAGAAAAUUCAACUGAAGGUCAAGGAGUUUAGUGAGAAGCUUCAACGACAGGACGAAGAACUGAAGAAGAUGAAGGAACGAGAGGUCAAGAGCAUUCGGUGGUUUUUCGAAAGACGCAAGAAAGACAAAGUCCAAUCUCCCGGGAAGGCCGAGAGGGAAGAGACGCCGUACAAAGGCGAAGAUGACAGGAGGAGUGUGAUGGGCGAGCUGGAGGAGAGGAUGGCGUGGUUAACGGAAGACAAGGAGCGAGAGAUACAUGACCUGAACGCCGAAAUAAGCAAACUCAUGGUGACUCACCAUCAGGGACUGAAAGAGAAAGAGCAACUGCUAAUGAGAUCAGAGGAACGAGAGCGAGAGGGGGAGGAACUUAAAGAGAAAGUGGAUGAGCUUCAAAUUAAACUGCUAGAACAGGAGCGCUUGGCUGCCGUGAAAGAGCAAGAACGAAAAGAGAGAGAGGCCGAAAUUCAGCGAGCACAUUUGGACGAGAAGAAUGAACUUCAAAAUAAAUUGUUGGACGCUGAAAAAGAGACUGAUAGGAUGAGAGGAAAGGCUGAGGAAAGUCAAAAAGAGAUGGAUUCAUUACAACGCAGGUGUGAAGAAGAGGCCAGGCAAAAGGAGAGCAAACUGAAAGAGAAGGACAAUGAAAUUGAAAACAUUUUAAGAGAAAUCGAGGAGGUGAAACUUAAGGCUGAGAGCAGAGAAAGAGAACAAGGUGAGAUAUUCAGGGAAAAGGUUGAGAAGAGAGAGAAAGAGAUGAGAGGGGUAAUCGAGAUGAUGACAAAAGAGAUGGAGCAGCUGCGAAUGUCCAAUCGAGAGCAAGCGAAAACGACCGAAGCCGAGAGAGAAAUGCAUGGAGACCUUAUGGAGAAAUACAACACGCUCAUAGAUAAACUUGAAGGGAAAGACAAAGAAAUAGAGCGAACGAUGAGAGAGAAGGAAAGAGAGCAGAAUCGAAAUGCUGAAACGCGAGAGAAGCUUCGGCAAAAAGAAGACGAAAUAGUCGAAUUGAGACAGCGAGAUCAUGAAAAGGACAGAGAAUUGAAGACACUGAAGCAAAACAUUAGCGAAAAACAGAGGGAUACAGAAAAGUUAAAAGAAACCAUACAGGCAAACACUGAUAAACACACAGCGGAGCGUAAAGUUUGGGAGGAAGAGUUGAAAGCAAAAGAAGACGAAAUUGACAAGUUAAAACAAAGAAACCUAGAGAAUGAGAAAUGCGUCGACAAACUGAAGCAAAACAUUAGCGAAAAACAAAAUGAUAUUGACAAGUUAAAAGCACGUAUUGAAGAACAUGCGGCUCAACUAAAGCACCAACAGGGGGAAUUCAAAGUAAAAGAGGAGGAAAAUGAAAAAUUAAGACAGAGAGUCCAGGGGAAAGAAGAAGAAAUUGACACACUUAGGCAAAGCAUUAGCGAAAAACAAAAGGACAUUGAAAAGUUAAGAGACUGUAUUGAGUCGCAUGCUGAAGAAAGUGCAGCUCGACUGAAGCAUUUAGAGGAAGAGCUGAGGAUAAAAGAGGAGGAAAUAACCCAAUUAAAACAAAGAGACGAGGAGAAACACAAAGAAAUUCAUACACUUAAGAAGAAUAUUAUUGGCCAACAGCAGGAAGCUGAAAGACUGAAAGACAUCAUUCAGUCAAAUAUUGACGAAAGUGCAGUUCAAAUGAAACGUUUAGAUGACGAAUUCAAAAUAAAAGAUGAGGAAAUAAUCCAAUUAAGGACAAGAGACCUGGAGAAAGACAGAGAAAUGAACACACUGCGUGAAAACAUUCACGAAAAACAAAAAGACAUUGAAAAGUUAAGAGAGAGUAUUCAAGCACAUAUUGAGGAAAGUGCAGCUCACCUUAAACACUUAGAGGAGGAGCUACAAACAAAACGAGAAGAAAUAACCAAAUUGAAUCAGAGAGAUAUGGAAAAAGACAAACUGCUGCAAACAAUCAAUGAAAAGCAUGUAAGAGACAUAGAAAAGUUGAAAAGCAGCAUUCAAGCGAAUACUGAGCAAGGUGCGGUUCAACUAAAACUUCUAGAGGAGGAGCUUGACGUGAAGAUGGAGGUCUACAAAAGAAAGAAUACGGUGAUGGAAAAGGAGAUGGAAAAUAUAAAGAAACAGUUCGAGGAAGCAAAACUAAAAAUUCAGAUGAAAGAGAAUAUCAUCAGUCAGUUACAACAGCAACAAGCGGACACUGAAAGACGCUCGGAAGAGCUGAAACAACAGAAAAUGCGUAACGACGCCCUACAAAACGUGAACGCAGAACUGGAGAAAGAGUUCGAAGAGCUGAAGCUCAAGUGUGAGGGACUUCAGACUUCAGCGGAGAGCUAUGAGAUCCAGAUGAACGGGUUAGAACAACAGCUAGACGAGUUAAAACGGCUGCUGGAGGAGAAGGAGAGCGAUAUGCGAGACAUGAAGGUGUAUUACGAGGAAAGACAUAAAGAGCAUGAGACGGAGGUAGAACAGGAGCUUUGCAGAAGAGAGAGGGAGGUAGAGAGGAAAGAAGAGAAAUUAGCACAAAACAAACAAGAUUUGUUAACUAGAGAGGGUGAAGUUAAUAGGAGAGAACAAGCGCUAACAGAUGAAAAGCAGGAUUUGGAGGUGCAGAUGUACAGGAUUAGAGAAGAGGAGAAGAAUCUGGAAAACGAGGCCCAGAAUAACCAACGUUUAGCUGUAGAUCUGAUGAGAAUGAGAGAAGAGAUUGAGAAAAGAGCAGAAGGGCUUAUGGUUCAAGAGGAAAAAUUAAAGGAGCAAGAGCAGCAGAUGAAACGUCGAAAGGAUGAACUACAAGCAACGGAGAGGAUGUUGGAGAGCAAGGAGAUGGAAAUUAAAGACCUGACUGAAAAGCAGGAGAAAGAUAUGGAGAAUCGUAGGGAGCAGCUGGAAAGGAGAGAAGAGGAGCUGUUCGAAAUGGAGGAGAAAUUUGUUAAAGAGCAACACAGGCUUAAGGGAGAAGAACAAGCCUUGGAGAUGCUCAGAGCAAAUCUGGAAACGAGAGAAAGUGAACUUCAUAAACGAGAGCAGAUGUGGGACGUUAAAACUCGUGAGCUUUUAAAGCGCUCAGAGGAACUUGAAAAUAACAAACACAACGCGGAGAAAAGGCAAGCCGAGUUGAGCAACGAGGAAAGUAAUAUUCGGCAAAAAAUAAAAGGAUUGCAAGAAAAGGAGCAAGAACUUGACCUCAAAGGUCAAAGGCUGAUGGAGCAAUGGGACAGUACUCGACGUGAACAUGACCUGGAGCUUGAGAGCAUUAGAGAAGCGUUGGGAAAAAGGGAGCGAGAGCUGAUUAAAGGUGAAGAAGAGCUUUCUCAACGAGAGCAAAAGCUGAAAAGUGAAGAAAUCUAUUUCGAGAAAAGAGAGCAAGUCAUGCAAAAACGGGAAGAACAGCAUGGAGACCUGUUACGCGGUCUGAAGAAACAGCAGGAUGUUUUGAAAGACAGAGAACGCUCUUUAGACACCAGAGAAACAGACCUGCGUCAGCUGGAAAUGCAGCUCGCGGCGAAAGAUGACGAAAACAAAUUUCUGCAGAACCAAGAGAGCGAUUUUGAGGCCAAAACCCAAAUGCUAGAGCUCCUAAAAACAACACUAGAUGCGAGAGAAAAGGAGCUUGAGGAACGUCAAAACCAACUGGACAGCAGAACGCAGGAGGUAAAUAAUGAACGAGACAAGCUGGAAAGGAAGCGCGAGGAACUUGACAAAUGGGAGAAGUAUUUGUACAACACAGAGCUUAAAUUGAUACACAAAGAGCCUUCCACAUGGGCAAACAGUGCUGAAAUGAAUGGGAAACAAAUGGAAGGUGAAGACAUCCAUCUAAUGCAUCAAGACAUAGUGGAUGAUGGUGGGAUUUGCAAUGCAAAAAACACAAGAAGUGAAGAGCGAUUGGUGUUGGCUACUAUGAAGUGUGUAAACAACAGAUCGGUGAAGAACCAGAGGGUUAAACGAACACUGCAGGCUAAGCAAAUUCAGGAAGAUGGUGAGAUUGACAAUUCUGAAGGCGAAAGUGAGGAAGACUUCUUUGAAUCUUCAAGCACCAUCGGAUGUUCACCCUGGCCCGUGUCUGAUCUAAGGCUUAUGAUUAUAGGAGACUCCUGGUCGUCCCGUCACCCAGCGAGAUGCACCCUCGUGGGGCCUGAUGCAAAUGAAUGCAACCCUUGGAGAGGAGAGAUUUCCGGCAGGCAAGUCACUAUUGUAGAGCCUCAGGGCCUGAAAUGGAGAUCUGGGAUUGACAAUAAAGGCACAUUUCAAAAACAUCUCUCUCAAAGUGUCUCUCUGUGUCAACCUGGACCACAUGCAUUCAUCCUUGUGAUUCCCGCUUAUGUAUCCUUCACUGGUCAGUACAGGCGUGCAGUGGAACGUACCGUAUCAGCGUUAGGGGAAACAUCAUGGAGACACACUAUUGUUCUGCUCACCUGGGGGGAAACAUUAGGAGAGAGCGGCCCGCAACACGUGAAGAGAUACGGUGACCUGGAGAGGCUGGUUCGCAGGUGUGGGAAUAGAUGCCACGUGCUUGACAACAGAUAUCGGGAAUCUCACGUGGUUAAGUUGCUGGAGAAAGUUGAGGAGAUGCUUGGAGGAAACAAUGGAUGUUGCUACAAACUGGACUGAAAAGGAGUGUUGGUUUUAUGACUGUGUGAAUUACAUUUAAAUAUAUAGACCUAUCUGGUAGAUUCUUGGCUUUUAAACUAUAUUUAUGUGUUUAGGUGUACAAAUGAAAAUAAAUCAGAUUUUCAAAAAA